GUGCGUUUGUGUAGUACAUCAUCGCAUCUGCGCGACAGGACUCCCUUUGCAGGGGACAGUAACAAGCCGAAGAAGCGGUGCACACACUGAUACGAUGGAUUUCAAUCUCAAAAAGCUUACUUCUGAUGCAGGAGUCUUCUUCACUCGUGCAGUCCAGUUCACAGAAGAGAAGUUGGGCUCUGCGGAGAAGACUGAGCUCGAUGCCCACUUGGAGAAUCUGAUCGCCCGGGCCGACUGCACAAAGAACUGGACUGAGAAGAUCUUCAGGCAAACAGAGGUCUUGUUGCAGCCCAAUCCAAUUGACCACACUGGUGCGCGUAUAGAGGAGUUUUUCUAUGAGAAGUUAGAUAAGAAGAUCCCAUCCAGGACAACCAAUGGAGAGCUGCUGGGACAGUAUAUGCUGGAUGCUGCUAAAGACUUUGGCCCAGGGACCCCAUAUGGCAGUACCCUGAUCACGGUGGGGGAGUACCAGAGUAGACUGGGCGGGGCGGAGCGGGAGUUCCUCCAGACCUCGGCUAUCAACUUCCUCACUCCUCUCCGCAACUUCCUGGAGGGAGACUGGAGAACCAUAUCUAAAGAGAGACGUCUCCUAGAGAACCGGCGGUUGGACCUGGACAUCUGUAAAGCACGUGUCAAGAAAGCCAAGCAAGCCGAGGCUAAAGCGGCGUGUGAGGGAGAUGCCGAGCCCGAUUUUCAGGAGACUAGGCCUCGAAAUUAUGUUCUGUCUGCGAGCGCAUCUGCGCAAAGCAGUGGUGGCUGGGAUAGUUGGGAUCUGGAAGAUUCCAAAGAGUCGGCCAAUGUGAUGGAUCAGAGGAAGCUGUGGAGUGAGGAAGUGGACAAAGCGGAGCAGGAGCUGCGUGUGGCUCAGACAGAGUUUGACAGACAGGCCGAGGUCACCCGGCUGCUACUGGAGGGCAUCAGCAGUACACACGUCAACCACCUGCGCUGCCUGCAUGAGUUUGUGGAGGCCCAGGCUACAUACUAUGCCCAGUGUCACCAGUACAUGCAGGAGUUGCAGAAAGAACUGAGCAGUGCUAACAGCGAUACGUACCCAAACUCUUUUGCCUCGAACGCCAACCCCUCCACCUCUGCCACAUGCCCCUCCCCCGUCUCCUCUGCCACCCUGCCAGGGGUCUCACCCCCAUGCCUGGCCUCCACCUCCACCCCUGGCAUCGCUCGGGAGCCUUCUGGCCCGCUGAAAAUCCAGGAUGUGCAGCAGCCUUCCACAGGCCACCGCAAGGCCAAGGUCCUGUAUGACUACGACGCCCACGACACUAGUGAGCUCUCCUUACUGGCCGACGAGCUCAUCACUGUCUACACAGUGCCAGGCAUGGACCCAGACUGGCUUGUGGGAGAGCGGGGCAACCAGAAGGGCAAGGUGCCCGUCACCUACCUGGAGUUGCUGAGCUAGAUGAACCCACGUAGGGACACACACACGUACACACACGUCCUCAAACGCACGCUCACACACACACACGCACACAUGCCUCUACUCUAUGGUCUCAUGGCACAGGAGGUUGGUGGCACCUUAACUGACGAGGACGGGCUUGUGGUAAUGGCUGGAGUGGAAUAAGUAGAAUGGUAUCAAACAUGGAAAGAUGCCAUUCCAUUUACUCCAUUCCAACCAUUUUUAUGAGCCGUCUUCCCCUCAGCAGCCUCUGCUGUCUCAUGGUGCGCAACACACUUACUUUGGUCUCUGGCCAAUUCAAACGCAUAUGCAAAAGGAUUCAAAAGCUAAAUGAGUGGAUAUAUAGCGCAUCAGAAGGGGAACAGUCGUAAAAAUAGUGAAUAGUCUAUAUUCUAGCUCUAUAGUUGCUCUUUUCCCACUAGCUAUUUGGAAUCCAUUCACCUUGCACGCUCUAUCUGGGUAUAUAGUGUAUAUAAUAGACUGGGUUUGAACUCUCAAUAUAUAGAGGAAAGGUCCUUCUUGUUUUAUUUCAUUUUUCAACCAAGCUAAUUUAGUCAUAGUUAGUCACCAUUACUUUGACAUUUCAAAGCCACGGGGGGAAAAAGUAAAACCGCCUGUAAAAUCCCCCAGCUGUAGGGCUGUAAUGCAAACAUCAUCCAGAGUGACGCAAAUAUUUAUCUCUCCAAGGUGUUAUUAGCCAUUGGCUAUCACAACAUAAAAAAUGAAUCUUGAAAGAGACUGCUAUACAGUAUGCUAACAGAAGGUGACUCAUAUUGGCUGAGUCAUAAACAGGUGAUGAAAGAUGAGAGGAAUAGUUGAAUUUCAGUUCUUAUGUUUUCUGACUGGUUGCAUUCUGUUUAUGUACGUACUGUAUUUACGUGGCUUUUUAUUUCUUAGGUAUCACUGUUUUUUUUUUUUACGAGUGUUCCCCCAUCUUGCCCUAUUUGUGAGGAAAAGGACAAAACCAUGGUAACUUUAUUAAACUAACAAAGGUUUAUGUAAAUCAAAGUAUUGAGUUGCUCAAUCAGUGGGUUGAUCCGUUGUUGAUGUUUGCGUGUCAUUGUUGCUUUUGUUUAUUCACUCUGGUUGCUGAUGUUUGCCGAGUUUCGGGUGUGUUUUACUAGCUAUCAGGUCUUAAUGUUUGUCUUUUUGAAUUUGUAGAUGUUUUGAAAUGGGUGUAGUUGUAUGUAAUAAGUUCAGACCUGUGGUUUCCUUUCCUCCCUGAUCUCCCUUUACCCCUGUGUGGGUCGCCAUCUCUCCCUGAACCCCUCAACAUUUCCUCCUGUCAGUGUUACCAAUAUGCUGUUGUAUGAUUAUUGUAUGAAUGGAACUUGAAGAAAAUUAACAGCUUGUUUAAACUGAUAAAAAAUAAGCACUGGAUAAUCUGACACAUUAAAACAAAACAACUUUUCAUUUAUAACAUUGUACAACUGAAUAAAAUGUUACAUUUCAA
Messenger RNA from Oncorhynchus tshawytscha (Chinook salmon), 2861 nucleotides. RefSeq names its product SH3-domain GRB2-like endophilin B2b (gene sh3glb2b). Bases 95 to 1411 code for a protein of 438 amino acids. Gene Ontology annotation, molecular function: protein binding. Gene Ontology annotation, biological process: membrane organization. Gene Ontology annotation, cellular component: membrane; cytoplasm. The transcript has 15 exons. The record is from RefSeq and is a predicted model, not a curated record. NCBI's taxonomy places the organism in Eukaryota, Metazoa, Chordata, Actinopteri, Salmoniformes, Salmonidae.